ACUUACACAUUUGUAGCCCACGACACGCACGCGAGCAACAUAAUACAUUUUAUAAGCUUACGGCGCGUGCUGUCGUGUUAUGUACGGUUGUUCGAGAGUUCUGCUGAAACUGUGGCAGUGUCUGCUCAUCGCUCCGGUGGUGCGGAAUCGAGGCGGCGGUGGCGGCAGGGGUGACGAGUACACGUUCAACGCUGUGUGGUACACGUUCAAUUUGAGCGUGCUAUGCGCGUGCCUGGUGUGCGGCUUGGCCGCGGUGUCGGACGACCUCCAGGCGGCCAAGGGGGGUCGAUCGCUGCGCAUGCAGAACACCUCGUCGGCUGUGGUUACGGUGUUACAGAUUUCGCUGGAGUUCAUUACGUGCGCGAUGGCCGUGAUCUCCUCGGCAGCCCGGCAUCGCACACUUCUGGCCAUCGAGCGGCAGCUAAAACGCGUGGACGCCGCGCUGGCCACGUGUCCCGGUCAGCCGGUGGCGCGGUACUCGCUCGCGCUGAUCACUGUGCACGUGGUUUUGUGCGUGGUUGACGGACGUAUGUGGUACGCGCUCAGCUCGAUUAGCUGGCUGUACGGCGUCAGCUACGUGUACUUAUCCAUCGACUUGGCUGCGAUGCUCAUGUACGCACAGAUCGCGUGGAACAUCGGGCGCCGGUUCGAGGACAUCAACGCGGAGGUUGAGGUGAAACUGUUGGGCUUCAAGCAUAACAUGACUGCGGCCCACCGAGGCCAUCGUAUGCCACUGCGCGUGCGGAAAUUCGCUAGAAACACCAUUUUCGUGUCCACCGUGAUCAGUACUCCGGGCCCAGCCGACAGCCACGAUAUGAAUAUGAAAAAUAUUUCGAUAUCCAACCUACAAGAGCUUCACUGGAGUCUUUGCAAUAGUAUAAAAAUGGUCAACGACACAUUUGGAUGGCAAUUAUUUUUGCAGCUAUUCUGUAAUUGCGUGCAACUAAUAGUUACUCCGUAUUUUAUGAUAAUGGAUUUAUUUUACCCGGUGAUUUAUGGUUCUACAGAUAUUAAAUUUAUAAUGUUGCAAGUGAUCUGGGUAUUGACUCAUUUGAGUCAUUUGUUAUUAAUCGUAUUACCUACAUCUUAUGCUACUGCAAAAGGCGAAGAAACUGCUGUGAUCAUAUGUAAAUAUCUGACUAUCAAAUUGGAACCAGAUGAUAUGAAACAGUUUGAAAUAUUCGCCCUUCAAUCGCAAAAGUAUGCAAUAAAUUUUUCAGCUUGCGGAAUAGUAAAUUUACAUCGUUCUUCUAUUACCACGAUUAUCGGAACGGCACUCACAUAUUUAGUGAUAUUAAUUCAAUUUCAAAACUCCGAUUAGAAUAAUUCAUUACUAAAAACUAUGGCGAUUAAUGACGAUUGAAUACACACGUGUACAACGGUACAUUAUAUAUUAUUAUCAUGAGCACGGACGGUAGGUGUAGGUGUAUCGUUAUGAAUGAAAAUUAUGCGGUUCAACCUAUUCUAAUAAGUGCCGACCAAAUUACACAGUGUAACGCGCAUGGACAUUAUUAUAAUACGUUAUUACCUUGUCAUAAUACGUUUCCGUAUGACCUAGUACGACAUGUCACUCGAUAAUCACAAUAACCGAUUGCAUGAAUAUGUAUAUUAAUAAAGAGCGAU
Molecule: messenger RNA, 1623 nt
Organism: Sipha flava (yellow sugarcane aphid)
Lineage: Eukaryota; Metazoa; Arthropoda; Insecta; Hemiptera; Aphididae
Product: gustatory receptor for sugar taste 43a-like
Exons: 5
Coding region: 80-1321 (413 amino acids)
Biological process (GO): sensory perception of taste
Cellular component (GO): neuronal cell body; dendrite; membrane
Source: RefSeq, a predicted model, not a curated record